AUGCAGACUUCUUCUUUCGAGAAAUGGCCAAAGCAAACAGCCAUCACAGAAUUCAUCCUGUUGGGAUUUGGAGAGCUUCAGGAGUACCACCUUCUUCUUUUUCUUGUGUUUGUUGUGAUCUACAUUCUGACCAUGAGUGGAAACAUCCUCAUUGUAAACCUUGUAGUAUUUAACCAGAACCUUCACACACCCAUGUACUACUUCUUAGCAAACUUAUCCAGCUUGGAGGUCUUCUAUAGCUCCACCAUCCUGCCUAAGAUGCUCAUAAUUUUUCUAACUGGUGACAGAUCAAUUUCUGUCUGGGGCUGUUUCACACAACUUUUCUGCUUUGGUCGCCUUGUCAGCAUUGAAUGUUACCUUUUGUCAAUAAUGUCUUAUGACAGGUAUGUUGCAAUAUGCAAACCACUUUAUUAUGCAACUAUUAUGAAUGGCAGGGUCAUUUGUCACCUCAUGGUGGUGUCUUGGCUAUGUGCAGCAUUCAUUUUAAUUGUCAUCAUAUCUCUGGUGUCACAGUUAUCAUUUUGUGGCCCCGAGGAAAUUGACCAUUUCUUUUGUGAUUUCAGUCCACUACUCCAGCUCUCCUGCAGUGACACAAGCCACGUCAGAUUGUUAUCUCUCAUAUUUGGAUCAAUUGAUAUCCUACCCCCUUUCUUAAUAACCAUCACUUCUUAUGUUUGUAUCAUUGCUACAGUCUUGAAAAUUCCAUCUGUCACUGGAAGACAGAAAGCAUUUGCCACCUAUUCCUCUCACCUCAUUGUGGUCACAAUUUUCUAUGGGACUCUAAUGAUCGUCUACAUCUUACCAGACACCAGUGCACUGAGAAAUCUUAAAAAGGUGUUUUCUGUCCCAUACACAGUCCUGACUCCCAUGGUCAAUCCUCUCAUAUACAGUCUGAGAAACAAAGAGGUGAAAAAAUCUUUGAAAAAGGCUUUGAAUAAAUUCAUCAGUAAGGAUGCGAAGAGAUGGGACCCAUUAUUGUUCAAAAGGGGAUGA
This is a messenger RNA of Hemicordylus capensis (graceful crag lizard), 993 nucleotides long. RefSeq names its product olfactory receptor 11A1-like. Gene Ontology annotation, biological process: G protein-coupled receptor signaling pathway. Lineage: Eukaryota; Metazoa; Chordata; Lepidosauria; Squamata; Cordylidae. Gene Ontology annotation, molecular function: olfactory receptor activity; G protein-coupled receptor activity. The record is from RefSeq and is a predicted model, not a curated record. The transcript has a single exon. Gene Ontology annotation, cellular component: membrane. The coding region runs from base 1 to 993 and encodes 330 amino acids.